This is a messenger RNA of Entelurus aequoreus (snake pipefish), 2471 nucleotides long. It is a transcript of the gene slc67a2, whose product is annotated as major facilitator superfamily domain containing 9. Bases 1104 to 2330 code for a protein of 408 amino acids. The record is from RefSeq and is a predicted model, not a curated record. Gene Ontology annotation, biological process: transmembrane transport. Gene Ontology annotation, cellular component: membrane. The transcript has 13 exons. NCBI's taxonomy places the organism in Eukaryota, Metazoa, Chordata, Actinopteri, Syngnathiformes, Syngnathidae. Gene Ontology annotation, molecular function: transmembrane transporter activity.
UUUGCUUGCACGCCGGGCGGUGUCAGCUUCCCUCGGCCUUUCGCCAUCCUCUUUCCCCAGCGGUUGUUGGGCAACGUCCGCUGCGGCCGGGGGAUAACAUGUCGUAUAUAGAGGUCUACGAGCUGGUCGCGACUGCUGCAAUCUCUGCAGCUGACCUUUUUCUGGAGCACGAACAAGAAGAGGUCUAAAUAGGCUGUCAAAGUGUACCAACUUGUUGGAUUACAUCCUCAGACUUCAUGAGAGCCAACAGGUCUAAAUAGGCUGUCAAAGUGUACCAACUUGUUGGAUUACAUCCUCAUCCUUCUAAUCUCCAGCUCUCCUUUGACCUAACUCCUUGGCACUCUUCGCGACUUUGAUACAAAGCAUGGAGAUUCCUGCUUUUCAGUGGACAGCGAGGCUAAAGUACAUUUGUGGUCAUUGUCCUGUUGGAACACCCAACUGCGCCCAAGACUCAACCUCCGGGCUGAUGAUUUUAGGUUGUCCCGAAGAAUUUCGAGUUAGCGGUAGUGGAUCUUGAUGCUCCGGCCAAUGAGGAGGAAGAGCAGUCCGGCCAGCAGAGAGAAGAAGAUGCCAACGGGAGCAAACAUGAAGGAGAGACCGUAGUUGAGGGUCAAGUGGAAGUUGGGACACACAAAGGUGCGAUGGUAGUCCACGUAGAUGUCCACCACGUCCAGCAGCUCUAUCCACAGCACGUACAUCACCACCACGCACAGCAGGAAGAAACCUGGGGGGGGACGUGAAUGAUGGUCAUUGCAUCAUCUGAACAAGAAGAUCCUGUGACCCCGUCUUACCCGAUGCCAGGAAGAAGCCUCCACCCGUUUUGUACAAGCAGUGGUUGGCGAAGGGAGCGGCGCAGAUGACGAUGAAGCCGCCAAGGAUCACUGCUGCCACGCCGACGAGCAUGAAGAUGCUCCAAAAACCCCUGUAGACUGAGAAGCAUCCACCAUUGAUCCAUGGAAUCAUCGUUACCAUCACCAGGGUGAGCAGCAGCCCGUCCCGGAUGAUGAAAGGCGGACUACACCCUGCACUGGUCACCUGUCAAUCAACCACAGGCCGAAUGCGAACGGGCCAUAGAUUCCACUCAGGACUUGUUUGGCGUGAGCAUGAUCAUCCCGCUGCUGAGUCAUCACGUCAAAGCUCUGGGCGCUAGUCCUACUGUUGCUGGUAUUGUAGGGUCCACAUAUGGCGUCCUGCAGCUCUUCUCAAGCACAAUCGUGGGCGGCUGGAGCGACGUUGUGGGUCGCCGUCGGUCUCUGUUGACCUGCCUGCUGAUCAGCGCUCUGGGCUACGGCCUGCUGGGAAUGUCCACCAGCAUCGCUUUGUUCGUGCUCUCACGGAUUCCUGUCGGGCUGUUCAAGCACUCCCUGUCCAUCUGCAGAGCGCUGCUGUCCGACCUGGCGUCUGAGUCAGAGCGCCCUCUAGUGAUGGGACAUUUCAACGCCGCCUCCAGCGUGGGCUUCAUUCUGGGCCCCAUGGUGGGCGGCUACCUCACGGAGCACGAGGGCGGCUUCUACACCUCGGCCACGGCCUGCGCCGCCAUCUUCCUGCUCAACGCAGGUGUGGUGUGGAUGCUUCCAUGGAGGGACAUCCUGCUUCACUGCAACAAGUCUGUGAGCAACGGUUCUUCUGCACAUAGCCACGCCCCCGCGCACUCUGACCCCGCCCUCCUAAUGCAAAAGAAAGAGGCGGGGGACGGGCGGCGGGUGUCCUUGCUGCAGCCCGCCUGGCGACAGCUGUCCUCCGUGGGCUCCCGCAUCCGCCUGGUGGCCUCCUCCGACAUGUGGGACCUCUUCUUGGUGCGCCUGCUGAUGGCGGUGGCCAUCAUGCUCUACUACAGCAACUUCUCCCUCGCCAUGGAGGAGCGCUUCUCUCUCAAGCCCAAGACCACGGGCUACCUCAUCAGCUACAGCAGCACGCUGGGGGCGCUGGCGGGCUUCCUGGUGGGGCCCCUCACCCAGCUGUACGCCCGCAACAUGGCCGCCCUGCUGCUCCACUCCACGCUGCUCACCUGCGCGCUCAUCUUCCUGUACGCCGCCGCCCCCGGCGUGUGGCAGGUGCUGCUCACCUCCACCUUCUUCGCCAUCUCCACCACCGUCGGCCGCACCGCCAUCACGGACCUGGAGUUGCAGAGGGGAGGGGCGCGGGCCAGCGGGACCCUGAUCGGAGCGGGACAGUCGGUGACGGCCGUGGGUCGCGUGCUGGCUCCUCUUCUCUCGGGCGUCACUCAGGAGUUCAGCCCCUGCGGGCCCCCCAGCUUGGGAGUGCUGUUGGCGCUGGCGGCUGUAGGCGUCCUCCUACUUAGGAUCCCCAAAUGGACCAAAGUCCAUUAAAAUGGACAAACACUAAGUGAACUAAGACUGCUCUGAACUCCGCCUGCUGUUGAGAUGAACACUUUUUUUUAAAAAGGUUUGAAAUGUCUUGUAAGCAUCACUCAAUUGUUGAACACAUUUAAUAAAUAUGAUUUUCUAUAC